Procambarus clarkii (red swamp crayfish) is the source of this 2775-nucleotide messenger RNA. RefSeq names its product CAAX prenyl protease 1 homolog. Gene Ontology annotation, molecular function: metalloendopeptidase activity. The record is from RefSeq and is a predicted model, not a curated record. Gene Ontology annotation, cellular component: endoplasmic reticulum membrane. Gene Ontology annotation, biological process: CAAX-box protein processing. NCBI's taxonomy places the organism in Eukaryota, Metazoa, Arthropoda, Malacostraca, Decapoda, Cambaridae.
UGAACCGCGUUGCCUGUGGAGAUAAACACGACAGGCAGCCCCUCAGGUGGACCUUCUUACACCACUCGCAGCUGGUAUAGGUGGUCCUGGUCAAUCUUACACCACUCGCAGCUGGUAUAGGUGGUCCUGGUCAAUCUUACACCACUCGCAGCUGGUAUAGGUGGUCCUGGUCAAUCUUACACCGCUCGCAGCUGGUAUAGGUGGUCCUGGUCAAUCUUACACCACUCGCAGCUGGUAUAGGUGGUCCUGGUCAAUCUUACACCACUCGCAGCUGGUAUAGGUGGUCCUGGUCAAUCUUACACCACUCGCAGCUGGUAUAGGUGGUCCUGGUCAAUCUUACACCGCUCGCAGCUGGUAUAGGUGGUCCUGGUCAAUCUUACACCACUCGCAGCUUCCCAGGUGGUCCUAAUCCACCUCGUCUAGUAACAGCUGUCCUGGUGGUGUUGAUUUACCUGCUUUAUCCACUACUAGGGGGUGCAAGCAGUGCUGAUCCACCUCUACCUCAGCAAGCUACCUCCUCUUCCACUUGCAGGUGGUGCUGAUCCACCACCUCAUCCACAAGCAGCUUUUGCAGGUGAUACUGACCAACCUUUUUCACUAGCAACUGGUGAAGGUGGGGCUAACCCACCAUCUCUUCAACUAGCAGCUGUUGCAGGUGGCGCUGACUCCCACAUCUUCCACUAGCAGGUGGCGCUGUUUCACCUCUACUCUGCUAACAUGAUCUCGCUGGCCAUUCCCGACCUGGGGACCUGGGAGGGGAAGAUAUUUAUCGGCAUCUUGGGCUUCUCCUGGGCCACUUACAUGUGGGAGGAAUACCUGGCAUACAGACAGCGUCGAGUGUAUCGAGAGAAAGUGGAGCCACCAGAGGAACUAAAGGGUAUUAUGGAGCGGGUCACAUAUGAGAAGGCUCGAGUAUAUGGCCUUGACAAGAGCAAUUUUAGCCUUAUUGAGGGAGCCUUCAGUCAAGUUUUGAGCACAGGAAUUAUGGUGUGUGGAGGUUUCCCAGCAUUAUGGGCUGCUUCUGGAAGGUUAUCGGCAUGGCUGGGGUUUAAUGCUGAUGCAGAAAUCCCUCAGACUGUAACUUUCGUCUGUUUAGGGUCACUCCUCAACACCAUCAUGAGCCUUCCCUGGUCAGCAUAUUUUACUUUCAAGGUGGAGCAGAAACAUGGCUUUAACAAACAGACUCCAGGGUUCUUCUUGAAGGAUAAGUUGAAGAAAUUCAUUGUGUCACAGAUCAUUUGUACACCAGUUGUAUCAGGCUUGGUCUACAUCAUCAAGGCUGGUGGAGACUACUUUUUCCUGUACCUGUGGGGCUUUACAAUGGUGGUUGUGAUGUUUUUCAUGACAGUGUAUCCAGAUUAUAUAGCACCGCUCUUUGAUAAGUAUGAGCCCCUUCCUGAAGGUGAACUCAAAACCAGAAUAGAACUCUUAGCAGCAGAGAUCAAAUUUCCCCUUACUAAACUAUAUGUUGUUGAAGGGUCAAAGAGAUCAGCUCACAGCAAUGCUUAUUUCUAUGGUUUCUUUAAGAAUAAACGCAUUGUUUUGUAUGAUACGUUGCUGGAGGAGUACACUCCACUUAAUGACAAGGGAGAAGCUGAAGAGAAGGAGCCAAGCAAGGAGGAUAACCCUGGCAAGAAAACUGGCUGUAACACAAGUGAGGUGUUGGCCGUGUUGGGUCAUGAGCUUGGCCACUGGAAGCUCAAUCAUGUUCUGAAAGGCAUCAUCAUCUCACAAGUAAACUUGUUCCUGGUCUUUUCUGUAUUUGGCUCCUUGUACAAGUACUCACCUCUUUACCGAACCUUUGGAUUCUACCGUACUCAGCCAGCCUUUGUUGGGCUCAUUAUUGUCAUGCAGUUUGUUUUUGCUCCCUAUAAUGAGAUUUUGCAGUUUCUCUUGACAAUGUUUAGCCGCUACAACGAAUUCCAAGCAGAUACUUUUGCCAAGAAACUUGGUCACGCUGUGAACCUGAAAUCUGCUCUAAUCAAGCUUAAUGAAGACAAUUUAGGCUUUCCUGUGUAUGACCCACUUUACUCGGCCUGGCACCACUCACAUCCACCAAUACUGGAGAGAAUCAGGGCCUUAGAAAAGAAACAAAAGGAAGAUUAGUUAGAAAGGCCUAGUUUACUAAUUAAUUGGGACCACAUUCUAAUGAUUCCUUAAAAAUGGGAAUGGUAAACUUAUUGUGCAUCAGCUUGACUGAGCAUAGGAUGUGCACAGGUGUGAUGUGAAUGGCACCACAUUGUAGGACCAGGGUGGAAUUGUCUCCCUGUUUCUUUGUAAUUUAUAUAUUUUGGAACUAAAAGGAUAUGAACUUCAGUUCCAAAAGUUUGUCUGUAUUGAUCUGCAUGUUACAUUUCACUGGCCAUUGUACAAAAUAGCCCAGAGUUCCUCUUUAAUGUGUACAAAAUGUUCAAUCCCAAGGAGUGCACAUCAUUUAGCUGGGGAAGAUGUAAUCAUCACUUUAAACUUUAUUUAACAAAGGUUGAUUCUAUAUAUAGAAAUUUGUUCAGGAUUUGGUUAGUUUAUUUUUUUAUGAUUAUCAUCUCUGAGCUUUUUUUUAUAUUGAGUGUGUGUGUGUGUGUUUACUGUCUGUGUCUCUGUACCAGUACAAGCUUUUAUGUAUUUUCAUUAGUACUUGUAACAUUAGUACUUGUAACUUUUAUACAAUGAUUUUUCUAGUCUGCUUGACAUAAAAAUAUACAGCAAUUGAAGAGUCCUUUGGAGGAAGCGUUUGUGAAGCCAUUUGUCAUGGUUCAUAUUAAACAAAAUAAUUAA